Aspergillus calidoustus is the source of this 1749-nucleotide messenger RNA. NCBI's taxonomy places the organism in Eukaryota, Fungi, Ascomycota, Eurotiomycetes, Eurotiales, Aspergillaceae. The record is from the annotation of a GenBank genome assembly.
AUGUAUGGCGGACAUCUCAGCCGUGAUAGAAUCUUACAUGCCACAGACCCGUUCUCCCGAAAGUCCACAAUAUUUGUUGAUGUGAAGUCCAAGUCUCUGCACGACCUCCUGCGUGAGGUACUAGAGAAGGUCAAGGCAGUUAGUGUGUUGGAACCCAAGCCCGCUAUUGAAAAGAUUGUCUUGUUCCAUUUCCUACCUGAGCUCAAGUCUAAGCUUGACCAACUAACUCACUGCGAGCAAUCAACAGAUACCGCAGAUCCGAGAAAUCCCCCAAGAGGGAUUGAGCACCUCCGUCUCCUCGUCGACUACAUUGAAAAGGCUUAUGCACCGACCAUGGAACGCCUCACGCCUUUAUUACAGCGCGGAGAGAUUACUUAUGAUCUUCUUGAGUUUCUCUUCAAACCGGGAUGCCACGUGUACACGAAGUGUCCGGGGACUGGAAAGUCUCGCUGCGUAGUUUAUAACGCCGCAGAAGAGAUUACACGAGCAGACGGCACGCAUCUUAGACUCGACUGUUAUUAUCUUGACCAUGACGACCAUAAAAUCGGGGAGGUAGAGAUCGAGCUGGGAAUUGUCAAGUUUCGAGGGCGCAAACCAAUCCACACCCUGGAGGCAUUUCCACUCCAACACCACCCAGACUGCGAACAAAUUACUCAAGACCUGCAGAAGUGCGGUCGCAAGUUUAGCCAAUUCAUCAGACGCUGCAAGGAAGACAUCCUAAUGCAACACUGCAAGGGCACUGCAUUUAUCAUGAAGAAUGGGAAGCCGCUGGCAUCGAACAUUAACAGUCUUGUGGCAAUCAAUCCAGCCUUAUUUUAUGAAAUAAUGCCGAAAUACUAUUGCCCACGAGUCUCCAACUGCUGGGACCAACAUUUGAUUACCGAGGACGAAUGUCUCAUAUGCUGUCCGACGGUUCAAUGCUUUGUCUUCAACGAGAAACGCUUCUUGGAGUGUGCCGUUAGUGAUUUGACAGAGGUUCAGUGGUCUCCUGCCUCAUUUGACCGCUUGCAAAUCCCCGACGACAAGAAAGAAAUAAUCCUCAGAGUUACUGACGCUCGUUUGUCCGGCAACAGAGACGUAGACUUCGAUGAUUUUAUUAAAGGAAAGGGCCGAGGAUUGAACAUCCUCUUCUAUGGUGAGCCCGGAGUUGGCAAGACAUUCACAAUCCAGGCGAUGGCCGAGCGAUCCCAGAGACCACUCUACUCGGUUUCGGCGGGUGAAUUAAUCGCAGACCAUGGCGGUCCCCUGCAACUAGAGAAAGCCCUUGAUCAGAUCUUCAAAAUUGCAAAGGGCACCGGAAGCAUACUUCUGUUUGAUGAAGCAGAUGUAUUUAUGGAGAAGCGAGCAACGUACCAAGGAGGUCAAAACAAGCUGGUGACGAUCUUCCUUCGGGGACUUGAAUCAUAUGAAGGGGUCCUCUUUCUGACUACCAACCGCGUGAAGGAGUUUGACGACGCGGUUAUAAGCCGAAUUCAUCUGAAGAUUCAGUAUACAAAAUUGACGCAGGAUGCCCGGCGAAACAUCUGGGAAAGCUUUCUUUUAGUGGCUGGUACUCCGCAAGGGCCCGCCAUCCUCGAAACGAGCGAACUUGAGCAUCUGAUUAAGAAUAUCUGGUGUGUCGCCCAAGCAAUAGCUGUAGCUGAGAACAGUCAAGUCACCUUCAAGCACUUGGAAACAGCCAUCAAGGCGAAUGACGAAUUUGUCGAGGAGUUCAUGAACUCCGGCCGGAUGCAGGGCAUGUAUACAUGA